AGCCGAGCGAGUGAGCGAGCAACCAAACCAAAGAACAAUCCGUCGAAAAUCGAAAAAAAUAGGCAGUGAAGCGACAACGACGACGACGGAGCAGUGUGUGCGCGGUUGGUGAUGGUUUUUCGUUUUUCAUUUCUCGGUCGUCGCGGGUCCGAAAAAAAAACGCAUUUUUAUCAGUUUUUUCUUUUGUUUUAAUCAAAGCAAGUGAGUGAGUGAGUGGUAGAAUUUUUAUGCGAUUCGAAUUUGCUAGAAGCACCUACUACGGCUGCCAAGUGGACAAGAGAUAAAAGUUUGGUGAUAAAAGUGGAGGAUUUUCAUCCGUUCUGAAGAAGAGCAAAAGAGGGUUUCUUUUUUUUUUUUUCUUCUGGUAGAAUCCGAGAAGAACGCAUCAGAGUGUUCGAAGGAGGAUAAGAAAAGCAACCGAAGAAGUAGAAGAAUUUUUCGGGAGUAAAAGAGACGGGGAGACCGUUUUCGGUGUGUGUCGAGUUUGGCUGUCAAAAAAGAAGAAAGACCUCUGCGGAACGAGUGAGUGGUGCUGCACAAACAUCGCAUCGCACACUUUGUGGAUUCUGAGCUCGAGUUUUGACAGGGGAAGGAAAAUUCCGGACGAUUUCUUCCUUUUUUCGAACUAAGGUGGUACGCAAACCGAAUUUGUUCGAGGAAAAGUACGUGAAAUUGUGAGAUUUAGUGGUUUUCUUUUUGUUUGCUUUUUAGUUCGGUGGCGUUUGUUUUCGGAGAAGCUGGAAGCAGAUUGCAUAAGCGCGGUGUGUGCGAAAACACCGAGGUCCGAAAGAGGAAUAAUAGUUUGGCAAAAAUUUGGCUGAGCAGCACGCCGAGUGAACUUCCUGUCAAGAGUGAGAAUCGAUACCUCUAUCCGGAAGGGAAGAGCAAGCGAGCGUGUGUGUGCGGUUGGUGGUGUUGUGGACACGGGCAAAUAAUUGACGACAACAGUGUGGAAGGCAAAAAAUGAACACAAAAUCCGACACCAAUCGGCAUGUACUAACGAUUCAGGCGAAAAAGAAGCGUCAUAAGGCAGCGAAGAAAAAGGCCAAACAACAGGCGGCCGCAGCGGCAGCAGCAGCUCAACACCCGCAGGAGGAGAGUCAGGUGUCGUCUCCCGAUAAUGAGAUGAAUCCGGUUCCGGUAAAUGACAAUCAGCAGUAUUCGAGCUUAAGCACCAGCAACAAGAAGAACAGCAGCUCGAACGAGAGCAUUGACGAUCCGGAUGAGCGGCUGCUGGACGACGCCGGAGGAUAUAGCAGCGAUGAGAGGGAAGGAGAACAGGAAUGCCGGGAGGAUUACUGCCGAGGUGGCUAUCAUCCGGUAAAGCUUGGAGAUUUGUUCCUGCAGCGCUAUCAUGUCAUCCGGAAACUCGGGUGGGGUCACUUUUCGACGGUGUGGCUCAGUUGGGAUCUGGAGGAGAAACGGUACGUAGCGUUAAAGAUUGUUAAAUCGGCGCAGCAUUUCACCGAUACGGCCAAGGACGAGAUUCAGAUUCUGAAAUCGAUCAGGAAUGCCGACCCAGCGGAUCCUAAACGGAACAAGACGGUCCAACUGUUGAACGAUUUCCGGAUAACCGGUGUCAAUGGAACCCACAUCUGCAUGGUGUUCGAAGUGCUCGGCCACAACCUGUUGAAGUUGAUUCUGAAGAGCAACUACCGGGGCAUUCCGCUGUCUAAUGUGAAAUCCAUCAUCCGGCAGGUGCUGGAAGGGUUAGAUUAUCUGCAUUCAAAGUGUAAGGUGAUUCACACUGACAUCAAACCGGAGAAUGUGCUUCUAUGCGUAGAUGAAAGCUACAUCCGAAAGCUGGCCUGUGAAGCUACGGAACUGCACACAAUGGGUUGCCGGCUGCCGUAUUCGUUGAUUUCAGCUGCUCCGCCACAAUUUCAGGAGCAGCCAAUUAGCCAAAAUAUGAGCAAAACGAAGAAGAAAAAGCUGAAGAAAAAGGCCAAGAUGCAAACCGAACUGAUUCGGCAGCAGAUGGAGCACAUUCAGAAGCUUGAGUUCGGUAGCCUGGAGAACGGUGACUUAGACACCAGCUCGAAGAAGAUGGACCAAGACGACGGACCAGAUUGUGAAUCUCCUAUUGCCUCUCCGGAAAGUCCUCGGCUACUGAAUGGUGACCAUUCUGGAUCCGGCUCCUCUGGCGAUGAGGACGAGCCCACUCCGAAACCAGCUGCAAAACAGAUCGUCACCAACACUUCCACCACCUCCAGCCCGGAUCAGUCUGCUUCCAACAAUAAUGACGACUCGGCUACCGAGAAAGCUUCCUCUUCUCCCCUCCCAACUGCCUCAUCCUCUCAACCUGCCACCUCUAGCAGCAAGUUGGACAUUAGCGCUUCGAUGCGUCGGAUCCUGUCCCGGGUGAAAGAACGCAAGGACGCGGCAUUCGAAGUGUGCGACGUUGAGGUCAAGAUCGCCGAUCUGGGUAAUGCGUGUUGGGUCGACAAGCACUUCACCGAGGACAUCCAGACUCGCCAGUAUCGGUCCCUGGAAGUGAUCAUCGGUUCGGGUUACAACACUUCGGCCGACAUCUGGAGCACGGCCUGCAUGGCAUUCGAGAUGGCCACCGGAGAUUACCUGUUUGAGCCGCACUCCGGCGAUAACUACUGUCGUGAUGACGAUCACAUCGCUCACAUUAUCGAACUGCUCGGACCCAUCCCGAAGCGGAUUGCCCUGUCCGGACGGAUGUCCAACCAUGCAUUCAACUCCAAGGGCGAACUGCGGAACAUCACCGGUCUGAAACCGUGGGGUCUGGUGGAGGUUCUGCGGGAAAAGUACGAGUGGAACCUGGAGGAUGCGAUCGAGUUUAGUGAUUUCCUUACGCCGAUGUUGAGCUACGAUCCGAAGAACCGGGCGACCGCGGCCGAGUGUCUCGCGCAUUCGUGGUUGAAGCAUUAAUCAAUCAGUGUGUUUGUGUGCCCGAGAAGAAAAUUGUUUAAAAAUUUCAAGAGAAGAGAAAAUCGAGAAAAGGAGGAAAAUCGGUGACAAAAGUGAAGCACGAGAGAGAGAAAGAGAGAGAGAGAGCCAUAAAUGAUUUUGCAUUAGUGGAAGCAAAAGAGCAAGAGGGCGAGAGAUCGAGUGCGAGUGUGGGGUAUCAAGGGGUGGGGCAAAAGGAUUCGAGACGGAGCAGCAGGAAACGUGGACGACAGUGACUGCGGAUAACAAGAUACAACUAGGAAAAUUCACACCACUACAUCCGGAGAUUGAGACCAUUUCGAAACGAGUGCUACUACUGCUGCUGCGGCGUGUGUGAGCCAACGAAUCAACAGCCGGUCGGCACAAGGUGGUGGUACUUGGUGGAAGGAAUCCUAUCACAGCAGCGAAAUUUUCACCACUGGACACAAGCAUGAAGAUAGGAACAUACAAAAAAAAGAUCGUAAUGAAAUUGUUUCAACUCUAGACAGACUAAAUUAAACAAAAGUAAAAACCAUAAGCAAAUGAAACACACACAAACAGACACUAUGAGAUGAGAUAAUAAAAAGAAGUAAAUAAUCACCAAACCGAAAAAAAAACUCGUAGAUAUUUUAUAUCGUCUAUAUUGAAAAGAAUAAAAGAAAGGAAGCAAAACACGCAGAGAUAUGGAACACGGCAAAUGUCGCUGCCGGGGAGUCCGCGAGAAGCCUUUACUGCUGAGAUCUAGGUACCUACUACGACCACUAAAAUGCCGCUACUACUGCACGAACGGCCGUGAGCAGCAACACGGCGAAUUUACCGGAACAGAAGAAGAGAAUACAACUUCCCGCGACGCUCCACUGUGUAGGUAUAUACCGUUAUACAGCGGUGUGCAGUGCAAGUCAGCCAGAACCGGAAAACCACCGACGACGGCGACGACCGAUGGAGAUUUGAUAUGCGGCACAAUCACACUCUCACUCCCCACGGAAGAA
Ochlerotatus camptorhynchus is the source of this 3884-nucleotide messenger RNA. RefSeq names its product SR splicing factor protein kinase (gene SRPK). Gene Ontology annotation, molecular function: protein serine/threonine kinase activity; ATP binding. Gene Ontology annotation, biological process: spliceosomal complex assembly; regulation of mRNA processing; peptidyl-serine phosphorylation. Gene Ontology annotation, cellular component: nucleus; cytoplasm. The record is from RefSeq and is a predicted model, not a curated record. The transcript is spliced from 2 exons. Lineage: Eukaryota; Metazoa; Arthropoda; Insecta; Diptera; Culicidae. The coding region runs from base 964 to 2898 and encodes 644 amino acids.